Messenger RNA from Cyphellophora attinorum, 720 nucleotides. RefSeq lists its product as uncharacterized. Lineage: Eukaryota; Fungi; Ascomycota; Eurotiomycetes; Chaetothyriales; Cyphellophoraceae. The record is from RefSeq and is a predicted model, not a curated record. The transcript has 3 exons. The coding region runs from base 1 to 720 and encodes 239 amino acids.
AUGUCGCAGUCUCGUCAUGACGAGGACGAGCGAGGGGAAGACACAUCGUCCGAGACGUCGCAAUCUGACUUUGAGGUUGACGAGUCAGAAAGUGAUGGCUCAGACGACAGAUGGCCAAUGCCUGCCAGCAUUGAAGACAUGGACGAAGUAGACGAACAGCUCCUUCGACACUUUCUUGAAAGUCAACCCUGGCACACUCCUAUCAGGCAACACAUCAAAGACAUGAUCGAAGCGGACAAAUGGCUCCUUCGAUACUACCAUGAAGAUCCAAAGAUCAAAGCCAUGGCGGAUGACAUGUCAAAGGAAGAUAUCACCGCCUUGAUCCAAAGCAUGGAGGGUGGCGAGUCGCUCGACUACACAACAGGCAUGGCUCGUGCGCAUAGCUUGCACAUCACUUUCAAACAGCGGGCGCUGAAGGCAAGCCAGUGGAAACUGGUCCGCCAACUCAGAAUUGAUAUCAAGCGUCAGCAUGCACUAAUGCUAUCAAUUGGCAUUUACCAGGAGGACGAAGACAAGUGGUCAAUGUUGUCUACGAGGCUGCACGAAGAGACCUUGCGGAGGAAUGGCGAGGGUGAAGAGGUCCUUCAAAUUCCUGGCGAGUCGCUUCGGAAGAUGUGGGCAAAGCAGGAGAAGUUGGACUGGCCAGAGGUAGUGGGAGAAGACAUAUUGAAGGAGCUUGAUGAACUCAAAGCCCGACGUCGACAGGUCAACCCGCAGUAG